This is a messenger RNA of Durusdinium trenchii, 2240 nucleotides long. Lineage: Eukaryota; Dinophyceae; Suessiales; Symbiodiniaceae. The record is from the annotation of a GenBank genome assembly.
GCCUAUGCCGAUCCUUUCUCAAGACGGUGCAGAGCUCAGGUACCAGCUCGCCAGCUGACACUACCUUGGAAAGCUACAGCCACAUACUGGUGUAUUUGACACAUUCAAGCAGAUUGGCAACGCUUUCCAAGGCGCCUGAAAGGGAUCCCAAAGCAUUGAGCAAUGCGCUCAGCUUUGGAUUUGGUGUUGUCUGUGAUUGCGCAGCAGCUGAUGGUUCUUUUCGGAGUCGGAAAGCAGAGCUUGCAAGCUACAAUGACACAGUUGGCGUUCGAAGGGACGCUGAUUGUCAUGAAGCCGACCUUCAAUGUCUUCAUCACCAUGAAUCCAGGCUAUGCGGGUCGCGCUGAGCUCCCCGACAACCUGGCCGCCUUGUUCAGACCCGUGGCGAUGAUGGUUUCCGACCAUGCCUUGAUCGGCGAGAUCACGUUCUAUGCCUACGGAUUUACGGACGCCAAGGUGUUGGCAAAAAAGAUGAUGACGACGUUUACUCUUUUGUCUGAGCAGCUCUCUUCGUUCCAUUACGACUACGGCAUGCCUGCUGUCAAGAGUACCAUCGAAAUGUGUGGUAAACUGAAGUGAGAGGUAGGUGACCUACCAGAAGACAUCACUCUGCGGAUGUGAAGGAUGAUCUGCCUCUUUUCCAGUAUAUGAAAUAUCUACAUCUCAGGCCUGUUCCCUGAAACAGACCGGCCUGUCGGCCUGUGGAGUAUGGCAACCUGACUCCGGUGAUGGAAGCUUGUGGAAAGGAUCCGAAGGACAUGCAACUCACCGAGAACUUCACCAAGGUCCAGCUGAAGUCCAGCUGAACACCGUGCUGGACGACAACAAAAAGCUCUGUCUCACUUCCGGUGAGAUCAUCUCGCUGACGCCACAGAUGAGGAUGGUCAAGUGGAAGACUUGUCGCUUGCCUCGUGGGACCUCCUGCUCUUGGCAAUGAGCCACUGGUUCAGAGAUGGGCGAGAAACUCAAAGAGCUCUGGUGCUACGUGUGACAACAAGGGGCGACAGAUCGUGAACGACAAGCUCUGGGAGAUGGUGAAAGAGAAAAGAGUGGAGGUGGGCGGCCUGGAGAGCAGCAUGGUCUGGUAGCUCUGGUAGCUCUGGUAUGACUACAUCUACGAGAUGGAGGCGCUUUACAGUGGCAAGCAGCAGAUGACUUUGGAGGAUUCAAAGUUUUGGAGAUGAAGAAGAGAUACGAAAGGUCUACUACAAAGAAGUGGAAGGUCUAUUAGAGAAAGUGCUGCAGAAAGCAGGAGAAAAGGUCGAACGAGUCGUUGCCUUUGACCAUACGAUUCGUUGCAGCAGCGCAAGUGGACUGAACACGUUGGGUGCAGCGAAUGUGGCAUGCCGACUAUAACGAAACUUCUGCGCCCAAGAAAUUGCAAAAUUUGGCAGCUGUGAUUUGUUUUGGGCAUAUUUUGGCUGGUUCAGUUAUAGCAUUUGACGAUAUGUACAUAUCUGAUGUGAAAGUUGGUGCCAAAUCAUUCAUUAUAUAAUAUUGCCAAAAUUAUAUAAUCCAAAUAGAUCCAAAAUACUGCUCAAAUACUGUAUAGGGCUUCAACAUGCUUGUCGAUAACUCAUUGUCAUCCCCAGUUUUGCCAACUCGACCUUCAGCGAGGCAGAGAAGCCUGGAUACACUGGUGUGCAAUUGCCAGCAAAAGAAGUUGAGAAGGUCUCUUGUUGCAAAUGAUUUCUUUGCCUUUAGGGAUCUUUUAAGGUAGCCUUGACAAACUUGAUGCUGCGUGUUUGAAGCCUAAGAGUAAACAUUUUUUGGAGCAUAGUCACUCUCCUUCGUCGAAGUUUGGAAGCAAGAUGCUUGGAGUGUAGUGCAAGAAUUUCCAGCCAAUGAAUUCAAUGUAUGUUUUACAAUUCUUUACAUGACAUGUUUCAAGCUGAUUUAGCCUUUGGAAUUGGUUCUUUCAACGGCAAGAGCUUCAGUUGUGGGUUCCAAAGAUGACCCAUUCUUUACUAUGGGGAGAUAUUGUCCUCCGGACAAAGAUUCGCCUUCAUCAACGUGUGAGGGAACAUAUCCUGCCUUCAACUAUCCUUUGUCUCUACUGGACCCGCGGAUUGUGGAUGAAAGAGAUUGGGUCACCUAUGAGAUGGUCUACCCAGAUCGCCUGGGUAGUAGACUGUUUUUGUCCAAUCGAAGUGCCUCAUCUCACAAGUGGUACUAGUAUCCAGAGAUGCAGAAAAAUGAAUGCUUGAUCUUUAGCUGCUUCUUGGCCGGAAAGGAGCGGG